Molecule: messenger RNA, 6857 nt
Organism: Bicyclus anynana (squinting bush brown)
Lineage: Eukaryota; Metazoa; Arthropoda; Insecta; Lepidoptera; Nymphalidae
Product: nicalin-1
Exons: 10
Coding region: 143-1792 (549 amino acids)
Biological process (GO): regulation of signal transduction
Cellular component (GO): endoplasmic reticulum membrane
Source: RefSeq, a predicted model, not a curated record
ACGUUUACGUUUGUCUAUUGAUCAUUGACCGAGUUUCCAAUUCCAAGAUAUCCCAUGUAAGGUUUCGCUAAAUGGGAUAGUGUAUUAAAAAUUGAUUUAUCUGCUAAUUACAUUAACAAGGUGAAUACAAACAGUUGCUAAGAUGUGGCUCGACCAAGCCGAUGGCUUCGCUGAGAUCUUUCGCGGAUAUUUGCCGUACUAUUUGCUUGUAGUUUUCCCGAUUUUCAUAAUAAUGUCGCCAGCUAAUCCUGUGGCGGCUUCCCAUGAAUUUUCCGUAUACAGAAUGCAACAAUAUGACCUUCACACCGUGCCUCAUGGAUGUCGUAGUGCUAGCUUCAAUCUUGAAGGCAGGUCUUUGUCAUCCUGGAGCAUGUCCCGUCACUGUGUGGUGGCUCGCAUUCAGGACAUCACCAUCGACCAGUUUGUGGAGAUACGGAGCAAGGCUGGGGCACUGUUGCUAGUGCUACCAAAGAAUGAUACUUUACUCACUGAUGAACAGAAGGAGCACAUCAAACUCUUAGAAAUGGCAAUGAUGCAGCAAGAUAUUGGCAUCCCAGUGUACUUUGCUGAGUGGACGCCCGAGUUUGAAGAUAUAAUCAAAGAUUUGCAGCAUAGCUUCAUCACAGACGACAAGUCUGGAACAGCCCUGGAAGCCAUGUUUAACACUGUAUCAUCGAAUGGUUAUCAAAUUGUUGUGUCAGCUCCCACUCCAGCUAAGAUAGACUCCAAGCCGGUAACAAUUCACGGGAAGCUCGUGGGCCGGUCCGGGGCGGCACAAACCAUUGUCAUUGCUGCUCAUUACGACUCUUCUAGCGUCAUUCCUGAGCUCUCGUUCGGCGCUGACUCGAACGCAUCGGGCGCGGUGGCGGUGGUAGAGCUAGCGCGGAUCUUCUCCCGCCUGUACUCCGCUGCCGCCACUCGCGGCGGACCCUCCCUGGUGUUCAUGCUGACGUCGACGGGACAUUCGCUCAACUAUUUCGGCACUAAGAAGUGGUUGGAGGAACAUUUGGAUGCUGUUGACGCUUCUCUACUGCAGGACAUCUCAUUCGUAAUGUGCCUCGACUCUAUAUCCUCGAGUCCGUUGACCAUGCAUGUCUCCAAGCCUCCCAAGGCUGGGUCCCCAGCUCAGUCCAUGAAGGCAAGGCUCGGAGCACCCCUGGUGCAUAAGAAGAUCAACUUGGCUGAUGAGUUCCUUGCUUGGCACCACGAGAGGUUCAGCAUACGAAGAAUGACUGCGUUCACUAUCAGUUCCUUGCAGAGUCACAAAGACCCGUCCCGGAACACACUCCUGGACACACCCUCCGAGAGCUCGUUCCGGAACAUCGCCGACAACAUCGCGGCCACCGCGCGCGCGCUCGCCUCGCACAUAUACAACCUCACCGAGGAGGACAAUGAGGAGGACUCCAUACUGUAUGAUGAGGCCUUGGGUGUCGACGAGGCAUCAAUCAGACAUUGGUACAAGUUCCUGUCAUCACAGCCCAGGUCUCCGCAGGUCAUCACAUCCACCGCACCCAACGGAGGAGUGACGGGCGCGUUGGAGCGCGCGUUGUCCAAGUACCUGGAGACGACGGUGAGCGCGCACGCGUUGGACAAGCGCGAGCCGGAGUACGCGCUCUACUCGCCUACUAGGGCCAUACUCUAUGUGUACAGUGUAAAACCGGCAGUGUUCGACCUCAUACUGACGCUGGCGAUAGUCGCGUACCUCACGCUCGUGUACUUCGCGAUACAGCUGUUCCCGAGGUUCUAUGAGGAGUAUGCCAAAGUUGUUACCGGGAAGGCCAAAGUUAAUUAAUAUAAUUACAUUGAUGUACCAAUAAUAAGUAGUAAGCCUCAAUAGUGAAACGGUAAAGGAACUCACGCCGAGGGGUUAUGGGUUCGAUCUCCGACCGCUAGACUAUUGUAUUCACUCCUAACACAGACUUUUCUGACAACUCAGAUUGUUAUAUUUAAAAAAAAUAUUUUGAUCAUAUUUUAAAAAAGUGUUCACCAGGUUUUUUUUUAUACUUUACAAGUUAGCCCUUGAUUACAAUCUCACAUCUCAUCUGAUGGUAAGUGAUGAUGCAAUCAAUCUAAGAUGAACAAAAAAAAUCUCUGGUAUGCAGGUUUCCUAAAGAUGUUUUUCCUUCACAGUUUGAGACACGUGAUAUUUAAUUUCUUAAAAUGUACUCAACUUGGAGGUGCAUGCCCCGGACCAGAUUCGAACCCACACCCUCCGGAAUCGAAGGCAGAGGUCGUAUCCACUGGGCUAUUACAACUCAUGUGCCUGUAAUUACACCAACAACCAUGUCAGACCAUAUCGCAGCAUUGCUUAUUGAUGCCAGAAAUGAGCAUGGCAGUAGUGCUUCCUUGAGCUUUGUCAAAAACACCAGAAAAAUAACAAAACGUAACAUAGAGAAAGAAAUUGGCAAAAGAUAAAAAACCUACUCUCACAUGGAAAAUGUGUAAUGGGAGCCAAGAUAGCCCUGUGGAUAUGACCUUUGCCUCCAAUUGCAGUGGACGUGGGAUCGAAUCCGGUCCGGGGCAUGCAACUCCAACUUUUCAGUUGUGUGCAUUUUAAGAAAUUAAAUAUCACGUGUCUCAAACGGUGAAGGAAAACAUCGUGAGGAAACCUGCAUACCAGAGAAUUUUCUUACUUCUCUGUGUGUGUGAAGUCUGCCAAUCCGCAUUAGGCCAGCGUGGUGUACUAUUGGCGUAACUCUCACAUUCUGAGAGGAGACUCGAGCACAAUAGUGAACCGAAUAUCGAUAAUAUGGAAAAAGUCCAAAUUAAAUUGAUUGAUAACGUAGAAAAAGUCGCGGGCAAUGGCUUGUUUUAAAUAAAACUAAUUUUAGUUGAAAAAUAUCAACUUCUUGGUACAAAGUACACCCAACCCUGUUGAAAGAAAACCCAAAGCAAUAGAGCUGUUACUUUUCGUUAAAUCCUAUUUUUAAUUAUUAAAAUUACUUUUAAUUUUGAAACUAUUUUAAGUUAAUUUAUUAUUUAAGUAAAUGGUACUUGGGUAACUUUUAGAUUGAUUACAAAAACGAACAAAUUAUUUAAAUUAUUGCUUACUACGUUAAAUUGGUUGACUUGUUUAAAUGGGGAAUAUACGCGACUUUUUUAAAAAUUUAAUCGGUUUCUGAAAAAAAAAUAUGUACAUACUGAUCCUGGAUUACUAUCUAGAAAAAAAAAUACAAAUAUUCCAUCUGAAAAGAAAUAAACUAAGGAGUCCUACAAUAAAAGACAACAUAAACAACAAUGAUUUGGUAAAUGUAAGUAGAAGAUCAGAUUUAUGAUUUGAUACAACAGAAAUCAGUGACAAUUUGGUAUUGCAAUAACUGUUCUAAUAAAGUGAAAUCAAUAAAUCAAAUCAAAUCAAAAAUUAUAAAUAAAAAUAAAUAGAUAUGUAAAUAAAGACUACAAUUCGAUUUUACACGAGUUUGUCGAUAACAUAAUCGACACAAGCGAUGUACAUCACUACAAUAUAAAAUCAUCUACAAAUUAUAGCAGAGUGCAAUUUGAUUUAUACUUCGGAACCCAAUUAAUGGAUUUUCAUGUUUUUUUUAUUAAUUUAUUAAAUUCUAUAUUGUUAUACUAAAAAGUAUGCACUUGAAAAAAUACUGAUUUUUUAUCUUUCCUCUAGUUUCUUAUAACAAAGUAGGGAGAUUCCACCCAUUUUUAAUUUGUUUUUAAAGUUCAUUCACUAUAACUUAUUGGAUUACAAAUAUUGACAUUAUUAUAAUAUCGAAAUAUUUUUUGUGAAUUUUGAAUAUGUCAAAAAUACAUUUACAGGAAAAAUAGUUGUUGGCUAUGCCUAUUUUAUUUAAAAAUAUUUUUUUUUUUAAAUUUCAAAUAUGAAUAAUAAUUAAUUUUAAGUUAUAAUAAUAAAUCAAAGAGUUAGUUGCGUCUUGAAGAUUUAUACCUAAAUUUUGUUUUUAUAUUAUUAUUGUUAAGUUGAAAUGUAUUAUAAAUGAAAGAUUAUAAAACCAAGAAGUAUAUAAAACACGUGCGUGAGUUUUUUUUGUAAUAGUAUUAUUAUUUUAAAUUAUUUUCUCAUAGAGAAAAUCCAAAACAGUUGGUAGAACAUAUAAAAUAUCAAGUCACAGUUUUUGUAGUCGCUUUGUUACUUUCGAAAUCAGCCCGAUCGAUUUCAAUAAAACUUCUUUUUUAUAUGGUAGGUAUUAGAAAAGGUCGUGAAAAAUUUUUACCCUUCUAGACAAAGAUUUUAUAUUAUAGACAUGUCAUUAGCGAAUCAAAAUUGAGGAGGACAAAAGUGGCCAAUUCUACGUUCUUCAUUUCGUUGUGAACUACGUUGAUUAAAAAAAUAAUACCUAAAUAUUGGCUACAAUGUCAAGUGUGUCAAAACUAUAUUUACAUAAAUAUAUAAUGUAAAUAAACACAAAAUUGUAUGCAUGUGUAAUCAGUGGAGUAACUAAAUUCGGGUCAUUUUUUGCGGCGAUUUUGUAGACACGUAACAUAUCUAAUAGUAGAAAAAACUUUGCUCUUAGCGCGAUUUUAGUAUUUUUGUGUAUAAUGAUUUUUUUAUAGCAGAUCGUUGUUCCGAGUUAGAUUCUAAUAUACUCAUAGUACUUGCGAAUUUUUCAACUCAAUUUUGAAGCAAAUAUCUUCAAUCUAUUGAGUGACGUCACUCUAAAUCCAUCAUGGUGGACUAAAGAUGGCGGACAAGUUUUUAUAUGGUUACUACAAUAUGGGUAAAACUUCUAGUUAACUAACUAACCAUACUUUAAAUUUUUCAUUUUUUUUUACUUUUAAUUAUUUGUUACCUUACUACGACAUCAAAAGGUAAAUCUUCCUGAAAUAUAAUAAGUAUACUUGCUCAUAUAUGAAAUACGAAAUGUAAUCCUGGAUUUUAAAAUUUAUGUUAAUGUUGUAAUUUUUUACCAGAUGAUUUCCAAAUAUAUCAGUAAAAUAGUAUACACACAUAUUUCACAAAUAGUUUAUUAUUUUGAAAUAAAUUUAUAUUUAUUAUUACAGUGCUUGCCAUUUUUGAUUGGCACAAAUCUUAAAUAUCACAAUUAUCCUUUAACUUGGUGUCUUAGCUGUCAAAGGUGAAUGCCCACUAGACAAUACAAGUCGGCCCCGGGAACCCAGGUAUACCCCCGUAUACAAGUUUAUUAUAUACAUGAUAAUAUGAUGUAUAAAUAAGGAUCUGGUUAAAUAAUUGGCUUAAUAAAAGUAUGUUUCCUGAAGAAAAAAGAAUGUUUUUUUUUUGCUCAUCAACAUUGCUCAAAAACUUCACCGGUGUACCAAAGCGGCAAAGUAACAUUUGAGGUUGUAUUAUUUUCUCUGUCACCUUAAUAAACAAGAAAACAAACAUUAAAACCAAUCAUUAGAUUAAAAAAUGUCGUAAACUCAGGCUGGUCUAUGGAUAACGAUACGACUUGCUUUUUGAUGAAUUAAAAAUGUCCUAAAAAGUUGUAGCAAACCUUUUUUGAUAAAGUAAUAAUUUCAUUUAUUAAAGUAGAAAUAACAUUUUUUUAGAUACAAGUAAAUUGCUGGGUGGUUAGGGUAGGUCAUGGCCAUUCCCUUUUGACAGCUUUGCCUAAAUAACCAAACUGGUUUAGGAUUUGUUAACAACCGAGUCAGCACCAAAUCGUUAAUUGUUAAAAUAGCUAUUGUACCGUCCUCGUGUUCCUUGAAUUGCAGAUUUAACGUAUGCGUCCACAUUUCCGCAUCAUUCGUAACGGAUUAAACGGAUUUUUAAUUGAUGCGGAUUAGUGGACGCACUUGUAUGACUUUCUAUACAAAGAAUACUAUGAUCCGUUUGAUGCGAUGCGUCCGAUACGUACGAUGCGGACCUGUGGACUGCUACCAUUAGUAGUAUUUUACUUGGCAUUAUUUUAAUAGACCAAGAGUCUGUAUAGUCUAUUUGACUAUUUAUAAAUAAACUAGCUGCCUCCGCGCGGUUUCACCCGCGUGGUUCCCGUUCUCGUAGGAAUACGGGGAUAAUAUAUAGCCUAUAGCCUUCCUCGAUAAAUGGGGAAUCUAACACUGAAAUAUUUUUUCAAAUCGGACCAGUAGUUCCUGAGAUUAGCGCGUUCAAUCAAACAAACAAACUCUUCAGCUUUAUAAUAUUAGUAUAGAUUUCAUGAAUUUAACAAGAAUAAAAUGGCUAUCCUUUUUUUAGUAUAUUUCCCAUAGAAACCUGUCAUUUUAAUUAGGAGUAGGCUUCACUUUGCGGAAGAUCAUUAGGAAUAUAAAUAAUUGAUUUAUUUUCCUUUUAUACUUGAAAAUAAAAGAACUUAGAGUCUACAGAAAAUUCUCUAUGCACCUUUCCCAAACUAAAUUCUCGGGUGAUGUUCCACAAUGUUGAAUUGCGAACUUUUUUGAUUUUUUUUGGGUAUUCACGGAUAUGUGCAAAAUAAUCAAUUAUUCCCUAUCUACUUGUCAUUUUUGGUCAGAGAUUUGUAUGUAACAGAAUUUUCAUCAAAUGUCUAUAAUUAAUUAAAUGUAAAUUUUAUUGGCAGAUUAUUGUAGUCAUAAAACUAAUGCAUCGACAUAAUAACUAGUCUACUUUUCGUGAAUGAAUAAAAGGUUAAUGAAAUUUUAGUUUUAUAUUAAGUAUUCAUUAUUAUUACCAUUUUGUUACCUUUUCCGUACAAAUGACAUUUGUUGAAAUAAAUAAAUUUAUAUACCUAGAACUAGAUAACCUUAGAACCCUAGAUCAUUUAAAAUUAUCUUACAAGGUCAUUAAAUAGUUAAGAGGUCUUGUGAUCUAGAUUCUAGAUGAUUGGUAUGUUGAAAUAUUAUUAUAAUGUGAAAUGUCAUAAUAUAUAUUUAGUGAGGAACAAAAUGGCGUUUAAGUGAAAAUGGUUUUGUUUGCAUGAAACUGAAUAAUAAAGUUUUGGUUUUGAAAA